AUGGACCCCUUCAUUGUACCCUACCACAUCGUCCCUCAGCGCCUCUCUUUCUCCGACCUCCAGCUCUUGAACACCAACACCCGCCUCCCCACUCUCCUCCCCGGAAACUCCAUCCUCAUCACCAACACCUCCGCCUCCAACUUCACCCUCGACGACUCUCCGAUCACCCAACCAGACUUCUACAGCACCUCUGCCUUGGCUGUACACUCCAUUGCAUCCCUUCUUGACUACGCUCUCUAUGGUGGCGAUGGAUUCGGCUCCUUGCCGAAACCGGAGGUCGUUACACCCGCACCACUGCCCUCCGCGCCAGGACCACAAAUCAUUGACUCAUCAACGGUUGCUGCGUCCUUGUGUAGCCACUUUCCAAUUGAUCUUCUCUUGGUUGCUUGCGCGCUACUUUUCACAUUCAAGAUUCACGGGAACCCUCUUUCUUGCUAG
Corylus avellana is the source of this 438-nucleotide messenger RNA. Its product is annotated as FAS1 domain-containing protein SELMODRAFT_448915-like. Lineage: Eukaryota; Viridiplantae; Streptophyta; Magnoliopsida; Fagales; Betulaceae. The record is from RefSeq and is a predicted model, not a curated record.